UCGUGAAAUUGAAUAGUAAAGAAAGAAGAAACAAAAAAUAGUGAGUCUCUUAAGUUGGUGAGUGGUGGUGAUUUAUGGGAAAAUUUAAGAAAGGAUGAGGUUUAUGUAUCUCUCUCUCAUAUUGUCACUUCAUUCAUUUCCCUUCAUUUUUUCUCCUUUCUUAAUAUCUUCUUCGUUCUUGUCCUAUCUCUCUACCUUCAUUCAUCAAAUAACUUUGCUUAUUACUUAAUUUUAUAUAUAUAUAUAUAUCCCUCAAUUCCACUUUUAUUUUUUCAGUUUUUAUUUCGAGCAGUUUUAAAUAUUUUUCUCUUUAUAAAAUUUUCAAUAUUUAAAUUUGGUUUAUUGAUUUUACCCACUUUCAAUUUUGUUACGAAAAUAUCACGAGUAGAUCAUAAUAUUCCCCAAUUGCCCUUCGGAUUCAAUCAAAGGAGCAAGCAAUAUAAUAAACCCAUCGACAUCACAUAUCUUUCUAUACCAAAUAUAAUAAUAUUAGAUUUUCUUUUAUUAUUUCAAAAAUUAAAAAAAUGGCUAAUGCAACCCACCAAAACCCUGAUUUUCAUAUCUCAAAAGCUCCUCAUAAAUUAAACACUAAUAAACAAAUUGUACCCAAAAACAAACUCUCAAAAAAAUUAUCCCCAAAACUCAAGACAAAAAUGAGGAACCCUAGUUUUUCCAACAAAGCUCUUAAAGUUGUUCAUAUAUCUAGCCCUAUGAAAUACAAAGCCACCGUGGCUGAGUUUCGGGCCUUAGUUCAGGGCCUAACGGGCCGUGAUGCCGUCAUUGACUGGCCCGAUGAGCCCGCCCAUGGUAGUGAUCAAAAUCAAUGUAAAACAGAUGGUAAUAUAAUUAGUGUUGAUGAUGGUGGUAAUUAUGGUGUCUGUGAGCAGGUGGAUAAUCAAGAUCCUCAUCAUGAUUUUGAAGAGGGCGCUUGUUUUGGAUCGUCUGAUCUUAGCUAUGAUUAUUUUGGAAAUUUCCAUAGUGAUGUUGAUGAUCAUGACUAUGAUAUGGAAUUGGAAAGUCUUCGAGCAUUUAUGGUCGAUGAUGAUCAUUAGUUGAAGAAAUGUGAUGAAAUAAUGCAUGGUAAUUUUUCAAAUUCUAAUCAUGUAAAUUUGGUAAGUAUUUCUUACUUUAUAAAAUGAGUAUUAAAAAAUAAUUAAAAGCCAUGUGUUGUAAUUUUCUAGUUAAUUAACUAGUAACUACUCUAUAAGCUAGGCUUUGUAACCAGGUUUAAUCCUAAUUAUUUGUUUAUAUAUGUUAAUUAAUUAUAUCAUGUAUGGAGCAAAUAAUGUACCCCUCCAUAUUUUUUCUCCCCAUUUACUUUUUGAAU
Molecule: messenger RNA, 1327 nt
Organism: Amaranthus tricolor (Joseph's coat)
Lineage: Eukaryota; Viridiplantae; Streptophyta; Magnoliopsida; Caryophyllales; Amaranthaceae
Exons: 1
Coding region: 525-1052 (175 amino acids)
Source: RefSeq, a predicted model, not a curated record